Dovyalis caffra is the source of this 2292-nucleotide messenger RNA. The record is from the annotation of a GenBank genome assembly. Lineage: Eukaryota; Viridiplantae; Streptophyta; Magnoliopsida; Malpighiales; Salicaceae.
AUGGAUGUAUGUGGAUUAGAGAAGCACACAGCAGGACUGGAUAAACCAAGACCUCCCUUGGUUCCAGCUGAAAGAAACAGCAAUGCAACAGCAGCCGCAGCCACCCGCCGUCCUCGGACGAGGGAAGUUAGUUCUAGGUACAAAUCACCCUCUCCAUCAACACCUUCUGUUGCUAGGCGUUUCCCAUCACCAAGCCUCACUAGAUCAUUGUCUACACCUUCCCAAGUGGUGCCUAAAAGAUCUCAAUCGGCCGAGAGGAGGCGCCCUUCAACCCCACCUUCACCCCCGAGCCCCUCCACACCGGUUCAAGAUUCAUCAGUUGAUGUGCAGUUGCCAUCUAGAAGGUUAAGUACCGGUGGCAGGUUACAAGAGAGUUUAUGGCCUUCUACGAUGAGAAGUCUUAGUGUUUCAUUUCAAUCGGAUAGUAUUUCUAUUCCUAUCAGUAAGAAGGAAAAACCAGUUAAUAAUGUCUCCUCGGAUCGCACAUUGAGGCCUUCUUCAAAUGUAGUCCAUAAGCAGGUUGAAACGCCUACUGGGUCACGGAAGCCUACACCAGAGAGAAAGAGGAGUCCUCUUGAAGGGAAGAAUUCGCAGGAUCAAUCAGAGAACGCUAAACCAGUAGAUGGUUUACAUUCUAGAUUGAUUGAUCAGCAUCGAUGGCCUAGUAGGAUAGGUGGGAGGGUAUCUUCUAAUUCAUCAUUGAAAAGAAGUGUGGAUCUAACUGAUAAGAGUGUGAAGUCCUUGUCAACUCCUGUUGGAAUUGGAUUAUCUUCACUCAGGAGAACGCCCACACCUGAUAGUGUAGUAAAACCUUUACAAAAAUCUGCUAGUGAUACUGCUAGGCUAUCACUAGAAGAAAUUGGCAGAGUAGCGUCUGAGGUGAAUUCGGUUGGUGAUAAAUUGCAGCGGGUAUCUGGGGCUCAGAAGCUUGUUGCGUCAACUUUAUCAGAUAGAGUAUCAUUAGUAACUCCUGCGGUUAGAUCUCAGUCCUUGCCAACUACUGGAUCGCGUCCUGCAUCACCAAGUAGGACUUCAAUCAGUAGAGGUGUAAGUCCAGCUCGGUCAAGACCGUCUACUCCUCCUAGAGGGGUCAGCCCAUCUCGGAUAAGGUCAUCAAGUGUCUCCAGUCAAUCCAAUAAUUCUACUUCAGUGCUUAGUUUUAUAGCGGAUUUUAAAAAGGGGAAAAAGGGUGCAUGCUAUAUCGAAGAUGCUCAUCAGAUACGACUGCUAUACAAUAGAUAUUUGCAGUGGCGAUUUGCUAAUGCCCGGGCAGAAGCUGUUCUUUACAUCAAGAAAGCGACUGCAGAGAGAACUUUAUACAACGUUUGGGACACCACUUUAGCGUUGUGGGAUUUGGUUAUCAGGAAGAGGAUCAAUCUCCAACAGCUGAAAUUGGAGCUCAAAAUGAAUGCAGUAUUGAUUGAUCAACUUCAACUUAGAUUGGAAUUGCUUAAGGUCCUUGGAACACAUAGGGAAGGUGUUGGUUUGAAACAGAAGAAAUGUGAAUUGGUAUCCCUGUUUUUCCUUAAAAUUAGUUUCAUGGGAUUUGAUAUGAAUACAAUAAUCCGUUUGUUCUCUGAGGUGAACACCACCAUGCUUCUGUUUUAUGCUUGUGUAGCACCCGAUUGGAUAGGAUUUGAUAUGAAUACGAUAAUCCGUUUGUUCUCUGAGGUGAACACCACCAUGCUUCUGUUUUAUGCUUGUGUAGCACCCGAGUAUGGUGAAGUAGGAGUGCUGCGUGAUUCAGAGGCCAACACCAGUAGCUGUACGGAGAGGAUAGAUUCUGCAUCUUGUUUCUGGAUCAAAUCUGGCUCUAAAUAUGAUGUGGGGAAGAAGUUUGAUUUCACACUAAUGGGGAACUUUAGCUUAUGGGUCAUUGCCUGUCUUGAUGAUUGGGCUUUACUUGAAAAAGAUCAUAUUAAUUCUUUAUCUGGGGCUGUGGAAGAUCUGGAGGCAAGCACUCUUCGUCUUCCAGUGACUGGUGGGGCGAAGACAGAUAUAGAAUCUUUGAAGGUUGCUAUUUGCUCAGCUGUUGAUGUGGUGCAGGCAAUGGGAUCUUCCAUAUGUUCUUUACUUCCAAGAGUGGAGGAGAUAAAUGCUUUGGUAUCUGAGCUCGCCAUUGUUGCAGCACAAGAGAAAGCCAAGCUUGAUCAAUGUGAAUCUUUAUUGGCGUCAACAACAGCUAUGCAGGUAGAGGAGUACAGCAUUAGGACUCAUCAUAUACAAAUGAAAGAAGCUCUGGAGAAGCAACAACUACCCUUCAUGGCAAUGAAAACACCUUCAUGGCCCUGA